UUUUUUUUUUUUUUUUUUUGCUUUUGUCCUCACUGACAGGCUAAAGCCAAAAUUGGCCCAUCUCGCCUAGUGAUUUUUUUCUUAAAUAGCAAGUUAAUUGUGCCCAUGAUAGCCGACCAGUUAUAAAACUAUUGAUUAUCUAAGCCAGUUUAAUUUUUUUGUGAAUUGAUGUAAUCAAAUAACCGUACUAUGAGUGUCGCCAACCAAACCAUUAUUGCCGAUAUACGUUCGCUGUCCGGAGACGAAGUAGCCGAACAGUACCGCCGUUUGGCCGAUUCCUACAGAACGUUGAAGCGGUCUCACGAAGAGGAACUGCAGACCAACUAUGAGCUGCGACGGAAUUACCAGACGGCGUCUGAAUCGGUGGCUUACAUGAGCGUUGAGUUGGAAUCCAUCGAUUCCGUGCAUAAACAGGAGUUGGCAAAACUAAAAGAUAAGUAUGUAGUAACAUUGACUGCCCUGAAGGAUUCUAACGCUGAUUUGAAACAGUACAAUUCGACAUUGGAAGCCGCAAAUGAUGAUUUACAAAAGCAGAUGUCCCUGCUGAGGGAAAGAAUUGAAGAGUUGGAAAUGACCUAUGCCAACUCCGAAUCUGUAACAGGCAAUGCGACGCUUACUUCAGAAAAAGAAGCCUUCCUGGAGAAGGAGAAUGAGGAACUUAAACAGACCCUCGCUGAAACGCAGGACAAAAUGGAUACGCUAAUGCUCCAGCUUGUUAAUUCGGAGAGUAAAUUGGGGAAUCUCAAGGAAAAAAUCGAAUGUGUGGAGGACAACCUCAGCUCGAAGAAGCAAGAAAUCGAAGAACUCAAAACACUCUUGGAUUCCACACAGGAGGACAACAUGCAACUGAAUUCGGAGCUUGCCGCCCUGCGAAGUGCGCCCCAGGAUGCCAACAAGAAAGGAAACUCUUUAUUUGCUGAAGUGGAUGAUCAGCGACAGAAGAUGAUUGAAAUGCUACAGUCCCAGAGAAAGCGGUACAACGAAAUGAAGAAGCUGUAUGGAGAAAGUCAGUUUCAAAUUCGAAGGCUGACGAGGGAAAACGAAGAACUAUGCAAUGAGAUUAAAGCCUGUAGUGAAUUGUUUAGCAAGGCGGAUAACACUUUUCGGGAUGAAAGCAGUCGACAAAUCAGUUCAUUGGGGAAAGAUGUUGAACAGUUAAGGGAACAACUCGCAGCAACCGAAAGGCGACUGCUGGAGAAAGCCAGCGGUAUUAAUUGGGUGGAUCCGUUCGUUUCGUUCUAUCGGAAUGAGAGUGGCAAUUUGAAGACGCAGCUCUUUCAAUCGCAGAUGGAUAAACGAUUGGUGGACGAAAUUUGUUGGGAAGCUCAACGUGAUUUGGCCAAAUGGCGAUUUGAAGCUCUCAAAUCACGCUACGUGAUCAUCAAUCGCGAGUCUCUCCUCGAAGAACAUGGAAUAGAAUUCGAAGCUAUGGACACUAUGAAUGCAAUUAUGCACAUUGAUGCGGCAACUGUGGCCGAGGCGAAACCAAACGUGAAAUUUACUCCUGGCGUAAUAAAGUCCAAUACGAAAUUAGAUCAUGACGUCGACCCUUUGUGCGAUUUAGAACACGAUUUGAACACGCUCGCGAUUGGUGAAUUAAAUCACCCAAAGUGUUUGCUUGCAGCUCCACCGCCACGAAUGCCUUUCACAAAGCCCACUCCAAAGGUGCCCCCGGAAAAAAUCGAAUCGAUCACACCCCUUGCGACGCCACUUGUGACACCAAACCAAUCACCCAAGUCGGGCCAGAAAGAUAUCAAGCCAUCCGCCAGCAAGUUACCCUACCGGGAUAUCGUUUUCAUCCCGAAAGAUGCUCCACUAUCCGAUAGCCUAAAGAAGAAACAAUUUGCCAAUAUGCUGGAGAAGACAACAAAAGCUGAAGCUGCCUUACGAACUCCCUGCACUCCACAAGUGGAUGUUGAAAACGAAGAGAAGGAAAACAUCGCUCAGGUAGGACAUGCUCAGCAAGACCCGUCGCAGCCUAAGGCCUGGGGCUGGAUAUCAGAGAAACGGACAAAGAACAACAUCGUCGUCAGGAGGUUCAAAUUUCCGGAACGAAAGGUCCCUGUUGAUGAACAGAAAGACUGAAAGGCCGCUGAAUAAGCCGUAAACGAAAGCAAGUUUGAAAUGCUUCGUCGGAGAUGUAAAUUAGUUUGUCAAAUAUAUCGAGUGGAUUUUUUUUGCUCCAGAUGAAUAUUUAAA
Armigeres subalbatus is the source of this 2199-nucleotide messenger RNA. It is a transcript of the gene Spindly, whose product is annotated as protein Spindly. The record is from RefSeq and is a predicted model, not a curated record. Lineage: Eukaryota; Metazoa; Arthropoda; Insecta; Diptera; Culicidae. The transcript is spliced from 2 exons. Gene Ontology annotation, cellular component: Golgi apparatus. The coding region runs from base 190 to 2085 and encodes 631 amino acids.